CCCCUUUGUUCGGCUUCGGCGGCGGAACUCUCCCGAAAAGCUUCUCUGUCCGUCCGGCUGCUGCACCGCGUCUCGCAGGGCCCUUCAGAGAAGCCUUUCGCGCUCCAGACCUCGCGAGAGGCCCGCUCCCCUCACGGCCCCGGCGUCUCAAGCCCAGGCAUCUCGGGGCAGCUGCGGCAUCUCCACACGAAGAAGGAGGAGGAGGAGGAGGAGGAGGAGAAGGGAGAAAGCCGAGGCGGCUGCUGCUGCUGGUGGUGGUGGUGGUGCUGCUGCUGCUCCUCCUCCUCCGGCGGCCAACAACACAGCGGCGGCAACAAGCGGUCGGGCCUCCGACCCGGAACCUUAUCGGCGCUCGGAGCCGCACGGGAAGCGGAUCUGCUGCCGGCUCACGGGGGAGGGAAGCUGGGCGGAGCCCCGGAGGAGAACGAGGGAGGAACCCCGGGGUGGGGCAACGAGGGCGAUGCGCACGGAGGAAGAGACCCCUUUCAAGGCUGCGCGGCGGUAAGGAAAAGCGAGGCUCCCCCCACAAAAAAGUCGUCGACGCUCCACAAUUCGGAGCCGGCGUCGUCUCCUCCCCCGCGCCUAAGUAAUUCUCUCUGCCUCAGAUUCGUCCGCUCUCAGAAAACGACAGCACUGCUGCGUGCAUCUGCUUCGGAAUCAAGUCCCCUCGCCUCCGGGGAAUCUUGAGAGCCACCGGCUGCGUUCCGUGGUAAAGGACCCCUGCUGCACCGGGGCCAGGUUGCAGGUGAGGGACUGCCUGUGGGAAUGCUCUCCUCCGGGAGAAACAAAAUGCGUCUUGCAGAUAGGAAAGCGGUCCGCCCAGGAUGAAAAGCUGGACUGGACCCUUCGCCCUGAAAGUCAGGAAGUCUUAAUUUUUAUUAUUGUUGUUCUUUUCUUAGGUUGAGCUAUUUAUUCAAAUAUGGAAACCCACACCCGCAGCAGCCUUAAAGUGGUACCGCCGAAACAAAGCUGAUCUACUUGGGAGUCUAAAGGACAGGGAAAUUAGGGUUUAUUGGGCAGUUUUAACAGAUUGGGAGAUUUAUUGCACUAUAAGGUUUUGUGGGUUAGAGCUAUUGUCUGUGGAAGCUUAUGGCGCAACGAAUCUUUUAAUGUACCACAAUACCCAUUUAUUUAUUUUGCUGCAGCAGUUUAACAGGGGUGGGGUGUCGGUCUGCAAAUCUUUUACCAUUGGAGUCUGAUGAAUGCAAUAAUGUCAUUCACAAACAUGCACAGGUUGGUGGCACUUACUCAGCCGUUACCAGUCUGUCCAACCCAUAACUAAGGAAGUUAAAUGGUUCUUGACAAUGCAUGGCUUCCAUUGGCAUCAGAAUUAUUAUUAUUUUGGGAACUUUUUAAUGUUUGAUGUUUUACUGUGUUUUUAUAUGUUCUGUAAGCUGCCCAGAGUAGCUGGGGAAACCCAGCCAUAUGGGGUGCAGUAUAAAUUAUUAUCUAGUAUUAUUAUUAUUAUUAUUCCAAAGUAAUGAUUCUGAACAUGGGACCAGGACUGGCAUUAUUUCACAGAGCAAUUCUGAGUAUCAGACAUACGUUGUAUUCACUAUUAAGGUGAUAAAAGGAUGAUAUUUGAUUAUAUUUUAGCGCAUUCUUACCAAUGGAGUGACAUGAAAUCAUGGAAUGGUAAUUAUCCCAGAAUAAUUAACAUAUAAGAGUAUGGCCAGAUGUGUAUGUAUGUGGGAAUCUGGGUUGAACCUUUGCAUUUGUUUUUCUCAGGGCCCGUCCUACCAUUAGGCAGAACAAGGUGACUGCCUUAGGUGGCAGGUGCUGGGACAUAAGUGGGUGGGCACUCCUUUAGCUGUUUUCCCUUAGCCAUUCCACAUUCCCUUCUGUUGGAGGACAGAGCUGUGCAUGUUGCACUGGCUAUUCUAGCCUUCCUAAACUAGCCUGCUACUAAGUGCUGUAGAAGAUGCUAUUCAUGUUGAAGUAACAAUCAACUGGCAGUUCAGUCUGCUUCUGUAUAUGGAACAGGAAGGGGGCAGCAUCUUGUCCUUUGCCCAUGAACACAGAAUGUCAUCGGCCAACCCCAAACAAUACAUUUUCAAUGCUGCCUCUCCCAUAAGAUCCCUGCUCCUAUUCCUGCAAUAGGAUUCAUUUUGCUGACUUUCCCUGUCCUUAAUCCUCCUUUAUUACUAAUCUCAUAAAGACCCAGAAGGUGAAUUAGGGAUAUGUUUGGAUUAUCUAUGGCAGCUGCUUGGUUUUGCCAAGUGGCUAGUGGUGACUGUGCCCAAAGUUUCUCUGUUUAGGAUUAAUGCUCAGUUUAGAUGGGCUGUGGAUUGAACUGUUUGUCACCAUACAGUCUUUACAAAUUUCACACUUAUAAUGUUGAUGAAAAAAUACCUGAUGCUGUUUGACCUGCAGUUUUUGAUUAUAAGUUUUCACAUGAAGUCCUCAUGAAAUUUAAGGUAGUUUCUCAGUUUAAAGAGAAAGGUGAAGGCAGAUUUAGAAAUUAAGGUGUAGAUACAGUUUUGCACUUGGACUGACAGUGUUUAUUGUUGAUACGAGAAAUGCUACAUCCUGUAUAUAAAAAUGUUUACAUUUACCACUUUAGUUAGUCUCAAGAUUUCAACAGUCUCAACUUAGAUCCUGUUACCAAAUACACAUUACAUGAAAGUCAUUUGUUUGGAUUUCAAUGAAAUUUUAAGUUCCAUGGCAUGAUCCCAAUUUAAAAUCUGCAAAAACAAUAAAUUCACACAGUGCAGCAGAGUGUUUUGUGCCCCUGGCCUUCUAACAGACAGCCAGUGUUAUAAGCUUUGAUAGCAUACUACUUACUUGAAGUUGUGGGAUGUUUGAAUCCAAGCUCUUCCUGCCCCCUAUAUCCUGACAGAGAAAGAGGUCUGGGUUCAGUCCCUUCUCCCCGCACCCCAGCUGACUGACACUGUCAAAACUGAGAGCUAUGUAAUCUCUCAAGCUAUGUGCACCCAGAUCCCAAUCAGUCAUUGCAAACUACAAACCUUUAAAGCUGAAUACAGAUCUAGCCUCAGAAACCACACACAGAGGUUGUUGUUGCAUGUGUAGUUCCUGAUCAGCAGGCCUGUGCUUGUACUGUCCUUGCUGUAUUAGUGAAUAUGUUUUUAGUGUCACAAUGUUUGCCAUUUCUUUGUAAGCUACUUAAAAUUAUGCUUAUUGUUUCUAUUUCUACAAAGAUAUUUAAGCAGUGGCUUCAUUAUAAAUUAUUUUGAAUUUUCAGGACAGUCCUCAAAAUGCUCAAAGCAAAAUGAAGAUUUCCUUUCUUUAUUCAGGGAGGAUAGAGAGGGAGAGAAAGAAAAUUACUAGCAUACUUUAAAUUGGGGAAAACAUCUGUGGCGGUUGUUUCCUUUAAAAAAAAACUUGUUUUCUCAGAUAAAAUCUUUGGUUUCUGAUUAUUUUUUCACUAAAAUAGAUAUAUUAACAAACCAUGGGCAACCCAGAGGUAAUAACUGAAGCAUAUGUAGCUGUAAUCCGUCCAAAGAAUGCUGCAAGCCUGAAUUCUCGUGAAUAUCGUGCUAAAUCAUAUGAGGUAAAAUCAUUAUUAUUUGUUAGGAGGUGUUGAAAAUGCAUUAAAUGGGAGGGUUUUUUAUUGUAGGAAAUUGUUGUUGUUAAAAUUUGUAUACUGCUCUUCAUCCAAGGAUUACAGGGUGGCUCACAACAUAAAAAUAAAAACACAAAAUACAUAAUUGAAACAAAACACUAACCCUUCUCCCAUGAAUACAUUUAAAACAACGUAUAAAUUAAGGUGUAGCAUCAGUGAGAAUAACAUCCUAGUCCUAGGUACAGACAGAAACUCAGGAAGUAAUCUGACGUUAGUGAUUGAAUUUCCUAUAGCAACGUAUCUUCUGCGUAAGAAAAUAGUUCCUCAUAGCCCCAUUUCAUCAUUUCACUUUUGCCUUUUAAUGCCAUCAUAUGAUAGGUGCAGGGUGAUUCUGUCACCAUGUAAGUUGCUAUUAAAUAUUUCUCAAUUGUUACAAUAACCACAAUGUACAGCUACAAUGUACAGUAUGUCAAUGUACAUACUGCUGCUUAAUAUCUCAGAGAUACUGCUCAGAAUAUUGUGGGGAAGUGAUGCAGUUACAAAACACCCUAACAGAAGGAUGUGUAGUAAUAUUGCUUAAAUUCUAUUUUGUUGUUAUGUGUUAAGCAAGCUAGCAAAAUUGUUACCAAUAAAAGAUUAUCACAGAGCAAAUUAUGUGGCAUUCACACAGUCAACAUUCAUGUUAUGCUCAACAGAGUUAUAGUUAACUGAGUUUGUUGAUCCAGGCAACAUAACAAACCACAGUUAACCAACCACAAAAGCAAAAGCUUGCAAACAUCUCUGCUCCAGCUGCAUAGAAGGGGAGAGGGGGAAGCACACAAGGUGAAAGCUUGCCGCAGCACAUUUAAGAUAAUCAACUAGUCUAGAGUAAAUGUCUUGAAAUAUGCAGAGCAAAUUUCCUUUCUCCCAGUUCUCUUUCAACAUUAAGAAGGUAUGGACCUAUUUUACAGAAUAAUUUCAUUAAAUUCCUCAUAUUUUGAAUUUUCACCAGUCUCUCUUAAUGCUUUAUUUAUUAAAUAGCCAUUCAAUGAAUGCAAUAGCAUGUUAAUUGUGAUUGUGAACAUUUUCAUUUUGUACAGAGGGAUUUUGAAAUUCAAAAGCUUAAGCAAAUACAUGAAUUUGCAUCAGAAUAAGUAAUGACUUAAUAAUACAAAAAACAAAAUUAUGUUAUUGAAAUGCAUGUGGUCAAAGAAUAAUGAAAUAAUACUGUAUUUCCAAAAUAAAGGUAAAGGACCCCUGACCAUUUGGUCCAGUCAUCGCCAACUCUGGAGUUGCGGCACUCAUCUCGCUUUAUUGGCAUACAGCCAAUAUGGCCAGUAUGACAUGUGGCCAGUAUGACUAAGCUGCUUCUGGCGAACCAGAGUAACGCACAGAAAUGCCGUUUACCUUCCCGCCGGAGCGGUACCUAUUUAUCCCUUUUUAUUUCCAAAAUAGCAGCAGGUAAUUCUGUGGUACAUCCAUAAAGGAUCUUGUUUGGAGACACAAUUUAAAUACUGUACAGAUUUUUUUUAAGCUUCCUGAUAUUUCUUUUUAUUCAGGAAAUUCAAUGCAGAAAUGGACCUUACAGUAUUUUGAAUACAAAAAAAAAAUUGCAUCAUGAGCCUAAACAUUUUUUUUUACCAUUAUCUACAUCUCAUACCAACAUGACAUUGCCUAAAAAGUAAAGCUUGCACAUUGGUAUAUCUCAUUCUAAGUAUAUGAGUGCAAGGGCAGCCUCUGUUUAGACAGUGCUAUUAUUCUUUCAAAAUACAGAUCUUUGUAUUAACUAAUGUUUACCUUGAUAUUCAUCAGAUUUUGUUGCUUGAAGUUCCCAUCGAAGGACACAAGAAAAAAAGAAGAAAAAUGUUGUUGGAAACUAAAAUUCAAGGAGGCGGCGAUAUAUCCCAAAAGAUCUUGGAUUAUAUACUAGAAACCACCAAACCAAUUUCACCGGGAAAUCAAGGUAUUAAAGGUAAGGAUGGCUGUUUCUGCUUGAUAACCAAUGACAGUCAGUACAGCUAAAACAACAAUCUUCAUUAUUCUCCAUAAUGCUUGUCAUAAUAUGAAGAUUUUUACUUAUUUUUCGAAGUUAAGAAAGUUCUUAUCCGGCUAAAGGAGAGGUUCUGAAAGAAGAGCUCUGGUAGUAGAAAAGCCUGCUCCUUGUCUAUGCCAAUCAAUUCUUAGAAAGAAGAGAAAGUUGGAGCAAGCACUUAUUUGAAGUCUCCCCAGUAUGGGGAGACAGGUACAGAAAAGGGUGCUUACUCGGUCAACUGGAGCCUAGGUCAUUUAAAAGUUAAAAUCAGUACUUUGUACUGUGCCUUGAAACUAACUGGGUGUCAGUGCAGUUGUUAUAUUCCAGGUGUAAUGAGCUCCCUCCAGUUCCCUCCUAUUAGAGCUUAUCCACACUUACCUUUGACCAACUCUUUCCAGGCAGAGAUCCACACUUUAAUGCUUGCUCCAUGUCUGAGUGUGGUUCCCCUUGCCUCAAAACCUACUAUUUUAAAGCUGAAUUGGAGCAAAUGUCAGUUUGGGUUUUCCACAGAUUGAUGCUUGCUGCAAUUCAGCUUUAAAGAGUGGGUUUUUGCAAGGCAAAUUCUGAAGCAAAAAAAACGCCAGGGUGCUCAAACAUGGAGCUUUAAAUCACACCUGGAAAGAGCAGAGGAAAACUUAAUCAAAUGGGUGGCUGCACUAAUUGAAGCUUCCAAGCCAUCUUCAAAGGCAGCCCCAUAUAGAGUGUGCUAUUGUAGCCUAACAGUUAACAAAGGGUUAAAUCCAAUGUUAGUUGUACUCAUAAUGCACCUAUGGGGAUAGAAUUCAAUGUAUCACUCAGUGGAAUAUGUGUGCAGGAAACUAAGUCACCUCAAGCAGUGGGACUUUCCCUCCCUUCCUCUCCUCCCACCAGCCAGCCUUCUAUACCUGUUCUGGGGUUUUCUCCAACCCUCCAGAGCCGAUUUAAGGACCAUGAGGGGGAGAGUAAGUCCCAUGCAUGCAACAGUUUAGUUGAAUCCUGCCCAUUAAAAUGAAUGAGCAUGGCUAACGUAGGUCCAUUUAAUUUCAAUGAGUCUUACACUGAGUAUAAUUUAGUUGGAUACAGCCCACUGCAUGGAUCACAGUCACCUGGCUAUUAUGCCAGCAGUGACAGGUCUUGAUUGAUAACAGCCCAAACUAGUGAACGUUAAUCUUGGUCACAGCAACAGCUUGAGAAUUCAGGAGAAUUGCCAGGGCUGAUAGUACCCCAGAAUCUCCAAUCCAGAAGAGUGGGACCAGUGCGUGUUAUCAAGAAAGACAGAUGAGAAACAGGAGGAUAAUUUCAAAGGAUAAUUAUUAAAGGAUUAUUAUUGUAUACAGGAAAACGAGUUCUGUUAAUGAAGACUUUCCCUCUUGAUGGCGAGAAGACAGGCAAGGAUGCAUCCCUUUUUGUUGUACCAACAGUAGUCAAAGGUAAAAAUUAAAAUGUUAACAUUAAAGCUGCACAUAAUUAGCAAAUGUUAAUAUCUUUUUCUUUAAAAUGUACAUGAAUCGCACAAUCCUACGAUUUCACACCAUCCAGUUCCACUCAGGGCUACACUUGAAUGCUUUUAAGAAAUGGAACUUCUUUUUCAAAAUGAAAGGGGGAAAACAUUUUAUUUAUGAGGAUGAGAGAGGAUAAUCAGUUGAGGAGCGGGAAAGGGAGAGAAAGGAUUGUGGCAAGCUGCAUCAGGCACUGGUGUUUGUCAGGCCUCAGAGUAGGGUUGCUUACUGCUGAUUAAAUCACAAAUUAUAUUCAGUCUGUGCUCAUCAGUACCAUCCUAUGCAUGUAUUCACAGAUGCAAGCCUCACUGAAUUCAGUGGGGAUUACUCUCAGGUUAGUGGGAAUAGAAUUGAGGCCGUAAUGCUCUCGGAACAUCAUUUUCAACAAGGUUACACUGCAACUUAUAUUGGGAGAAAAUUGCAUUUUUCCAGAAACAAAAUACCGUAUUUUUCGUUCUAUAGGACACACUUUUCCCCCUCCAAAACUGAAGGGGAAAUGUGUGUGCGUCCUAUGGAGCGAAUGCAGGCUUUCGCUGAAGCCUGGAGAGCGAGGGGUCGGUGUGCACCGACCCCUCUCGCUCUCCAGGCUUCAGGAAGCUAUCCCCGGGCUUUGGGCAGAUAUCCGCAAGCCCUGGGAGCCUGGCGGGAGUUCCCACUGGGCUCCCAAGGCUUGCGGAUAGCAGCCUGCAUCCUGAAGCCCAGGGAGCACUGCGCAGCGCACCCCAGGCUUCGGGCAGAUAUCCCCAAGCCUUGGGAGCCCGGCAGGAUAUUUCUUUAUUCCCCCCCCCCCCCAAAAAAAACUAGGUGCGCCCUAUGGUCCGGUGCGCCCUAUAGAGCGAAAAAUGCGGUAAUGUACUUUGUUGAAUGUAAUAAUGAGAUGUCCCUGCAGCCUUGGGAAUUUAAUUUGUGGGACAUAGGAAUAUAAGAACAAAAUGUAAUGUUAUCAGGCCAAAAUUGCGUAAUAGAAUAAAUGAGAUUUGUUCAGCGUUUUUGUUUUAAAAAGUAUCUUCUCCUUUGUAGAUAAUACAAAAUAUGCCUACAGUCCUGGAUGUCCAGUUUUCUACUGCUUACAAGACAUCAUGAGGGUCUGCAGUGAAUCCAGUACUCACUUUGCUACAGUAACAGCUAGAAUGUUAAUUUACUUGGAUAAGUAAGACAUUUUUAACAGAACUCCUUGAGUCUAUAAAAAGAAAAUGACGCUAAAUAAUGAAAUAUUUUAAAAUAUUCUUAACAUUUUACAUACCAUAAUAUUUCAAGACAGAUCAUAUUUUACUUUUUUUAAAAAAAGUUGCAGGUCCUAAGCACUUGUUCUUAAGUGUUUGUAUCAGUGUAUCUCUCUAAAGGCUUACUUACUAUGGGUAGGUGUUUACAUUAUGCUGUACUAAUUAUUUACUAAUCUUCAAUAAAAGCAACAAUGCUAAAACAUUUUUGCCCGUUGUGUUCUGCAGGUGGUUAGAAGAACGGCAUUCACAAUCCCAUUCAAUCCCCGCUUUAUUCAGACCAUCUCCCUUGGAGCGGAUUAAAACAAAUGUCACAAACCCUGCAUACGCUGUUGAAUCUGGGCAGACAGAGAGCUCACUUCAUAUGGGAUACACAGCAUUGGAAAUCAAGAGUAAAAUGCUGGCACUUGAGAAGGCAGACAUGUGCAUCUACAACCCUUUAUUUGGCUCAGAUCUUCAGUAUACCAAUAGGGUAAGAGGAGAUCAUUAUUAAUUUACCAUAUAUACUCGAGUAUAAGCCGUCCCGAAUAUAAGCCGAGGCACCUAAUUUUAGCACAAAAAACUGGGAAAACUUAUUGACUUGUGUAUAAGCCGGUUCACCACACCACAAACCUGGUGGUGGCAGCAGCGGAGGAGGAAGAACAAGCAGCCCGAAAGGGCUCCUUUCGGGCCGCUUGUCCCUCUGCCACCACCUCUGCGCCUGCCCUUGCGAGAGGCAGGCGGCAGCGGCUGGACCAGCGGCAAGAAAGGGCUCCUUUCGGGCUGCUCAUCCCUCCGCCGCCACCCACCUCACUCGAGUAUAAAAAAUGUGCUGAAAAAGUCAGCUUAUACUCAAGUAUAUAUGGUAAGAGUGUUAGAUUUUUUAUGUUCAUUAGGGUGUACUUUGAGCCUUUUUCUUCUUCUUCAUUAUAUGGUAUUUCCAGGUCGACAAAGUGGUUAUAAAUCCAUACUUUGGACUUGGAGCCCCAGACUAUUCAAAAAUACAGAUUCCAAAACGUGAAAAGUGGCAACGCAGCAUGAGCAGUGUCAUGGAAGACAAGUACUGUGUUAUUUUUAUUCAUUUCUUUAUAAAAGAAUUGUCCCCUGAAGCCCAAACCCUUUUUUAUUUAUUUAAAAACUGUAUAGGCAUUAUUGCUUCCAGAGUGGAUGACGGCAAUCCUAAAUAUGUUUACUCAUAAGUAAAUCCCAUUAUGUUCAGUAGAGUAUACUCCUUCGUAAGUUUGCAUGAGUUCUUUUUUUUAGUAAUAAUUUUUAUUAAGUUUUCAAUUAUUAAGCUUUCAAUUUUACAUUUCAAAAUAAAACAUUUUACAAACUUUAAAAUAUCCAGUGACUUUUUAUAAUAAACUGCAGUAAGUCCAGCUGGCCCUGGUGCUUUCCCCAUUUUCAUUUGGUUUUUUGCCAUUUGCAGUUCCAAUACUGAGGUGGGUGCAUUCAGAAUUUGCCAAUUUUUCUUAGAUACUCGGGGUAUGUAACCGUCACUUAAAGUAAGUUUGCAUAAGUUCUGUAAUGAUCUCAGGUCCCUUGCUGGAGAGGGUAGUGGCAACGACCACAGUCGAAGCUAAGAGCAGCCUUUUAACUUCCCCUCAAAGUGUGUUGGCUCUUAAAAGUGAAAUAUCCAAUCGGUGUACUAAGACUGUAAAGUAGAAAUAGGUUUGAAAUGCAGCCCCACCCCCACCCCGCAUUGCAUUAGUGGGAGGAAAACCAACUCCUUAACUGUCUCGUGCCUUUUCUCUUCAGAUCAAAGCAACAGGAUGCUUUUGAUGAAGCAGUAACAUGACUGAAAUAUCUGAAAGAUAACAUGACUGAAAUAUCAUAUCUUAAUUCCCUCCCCACCCCACAGGGAACGUCAGUGGGUUGAUGAUUUCCCUCUUCAUCGCAGUGCUUGUGAAGGAGAUUCUGAGUUAUUGAGUCAACUUCUCAAUGAAAACUUUUCAGUCAACCAGCUGGACAGUGAUCAUUGGGCACCCAUCCAUUACGCAUGCUGGUGAGCAGAGUACUCUUGCAUUGAAGUCCAAAACAGGGAAUUGUUCAUAAUUAAAACCAUCUGUUUGUGUCUUCGUGCUUAUGUGUGUGUCUGUGUGUUCAAGCUUUUGUCAUGCUCAAACGUAGCUGAGAAAUAGAAUGCAGCUAUGUGGGUGAAGGGUGUGGCUCCGCAGCUGAGGAUUUGCUCACUUCUCAGUGUCUCUGAGCUUUGGAGGGCAAAGUAAACCAUCCGUAGUGUAGCACAGACUUGGGAAAGGGCAAAAUGUGAAGCUCACUGUAGAUGCUGGGAUCAUAGGACCCCCAUUGAAAUGAAUUGCAGUUAUUUUUUUCACAUUUAACUGAAUGGCUGCCAUUUACCACAUGUAGAUUAAUCAGGCUGAACUUGAGGAAACUUUAUGGUUGGGAACAAAGCCACUCUCCAUUUCCUGUAGUGGAAGGCCUAGAUUCCACUGAAACUCAUGGAAAAGCGUAGUUUGAUGUAUCACUGUCCCUCAGAAGUCUUCCCUGCAUGCACAUAGACUGCCCCCAUCAAAAAGAUGGACAUUUUGCUAAUCUCUAAUAAUUAUUGCACAUUAGUUGCCCGGCUUACAUGUAAUGUUAAGCCAAACCAUGGUUUAGCAUGAACAAGUGAAGGCUGAGACUGUCAAAUUCUUCCCCCAGGCCUGCCACUGUUGCACUACCCACAGCUUAGCUAUUGUUUGGCUUGGUAUUAUGUCCGAACCCAGGGUUGUGGUUUGUCUCUCCUAGAUGAACUGCAGGCAGAACACACCUUGGUUAUAACUUGUGGUUUAUUAGGAGCAGGAGAAACCACAAGUCCAGAUUCAGACAUAAGCUAAACCAUACUUUAGCUGCAGAUUCAGAUAUAUGCCAAACCAUAACUUAGUUGCAAGUAGUGCUACAGCAGCAAGACCAGGGAAGAAGCAAAGUGGCACUGUUUCUUCUUCUGAGCACCCAUGUUUGUUCAUUUGUGCUAAGCUAUGGCUUUUGGCUUAGUAUUAGGUGCAAAUUGGGUCAGUGUGAAAGUGGGUUCUGGCAGCUCAAAGGUAACCCAGACUUUGUAGGAACUUUGCAAAUGCUGUAGAAACUGGCAAUCCAGUUAAGUGGCUAGGGCCAGCUUUAAUGAAAAGCACCACUGCUGUAAGAGAGGCUUUCUGCAAAAAAAUGUACUUAGCAGUUGCUGAUUUAAAAAUGUAUGUAAAAAAAUUUUUGGGGAAACCCUCAUAUAUUCUUAGAUUAUUUGAAAAAAAUGAGUUGAAUUACUUAUUUUAGAAUAGUAACUUCUCCCAGAAGUAAGUGAAUUUCAUUAAAUUGCAAUACUAAUUAUUUUUGUGGGGCAUGAAUUCAUUCCAGAAUGCUGGUAGUGUUUCAGACACUUAGACUGAACUAAAAUAAUUAACAAGUAAGUGCGGUUUCUUACAUGUGUCUUUGGAACCAUUUCAUAGACCAUAUGCAAGCUUACCUUUAUUUGCAUUUGUUCUCUCUGUAGGUAUGGUAAAGUUGAAGCUACUCGAAUGUUGUUAGAGAAAGGAAAAUGCAAUCCAAACUUGCUCAAUGGACAGCUCAGCUCGCCUCUUCACUUUGCUGCUGGGGGUGGGCAUGCCGAAAUUGUACAGAUUCUCCUAAACCAUCCAGAAAUUGAUAGAGUAAGAUGUAUUUGUAAUUUCAAUCAUGGUUUCUUAUACAAUUAAAUUCUGCUUUUGAACAGUGGCUCAUACUUCCAUUUGCAAAAGAAUAAAAACAAUUAAGAUGUUUCUUGAAGUCAGUCCAAGGAAUGACAGUAUUGUGGAGCAGGAAACACAAGAGUAAAUACUUCAGAGAAGUAAUUCCUAUUGCAAAGAAGUAAUUCCUAUCAUUGCAGUUUGCGCUAGGAAGAAUUGGCACCGUGGUCAGCACUUUGAACAGUACCCUGAAAAUGUUUAAGACAAGUGGUGCUCUCUAAUUCAGAGCAUUGAACACCCCACAGAACACUGCAUCUGGAAGUGCUUUUAAACCGUAAUUUCCUAAUCAUAGGCAUGAUUCUGUUAUUUGGUGGUAGGAUUGGAAAACACAGUUCAGAAGUGGAGUCAUGCCAACUGAUAAGUGAAGGGUACUUUCCAAGAAGGGGGUGGUGGAUGUUGCAGCCUUUACUUGAGGGGCUGUAGCUUAAUAGUGGAGCACACGAUUUGCAUGCAAAAGGUCCCAGGGUUUUUGAAAGCCUUUGAAAGAAAGGCUUGUGUCUGAAACAUUGGAUGGCCCCUGCCAGUCAUUGUGUAAGCAGUGCUGAGCCAGGUGGACCAGUGGCCUAACACAGCAUAAGACAGGUUGCUAUGUUGCAUUCAGAAAGCUGUGUUUUAAAUCUCGUAUUGUUUCUGUUUGUAGCACAUCACUGAUCAACAAGGAAGAACCCCACUGAAUGUCUGUGAAGAGAACAAACAAAAUGAGUGGGCAAAAACAGCCAACUUGCUGAAAGAGGCCGCAAACAAACAAGUAUGCAAUGACCUUUCAGAUUUUAGAAAAGGUCCUUAAAAGCAAAAGGAAGUGUUUACUGGUUAUUGUAUUUGUUUGUGUGUAUGUAUAUAUAUAUAUAUAUCUCAAAAGAAAGUAUUAAUCCAGGAGCAGUCGGUGUGGUGGGGCAGUGCCAUAGAUAGACGCAUUGCUGAUAGAUGCAUUGCUGCCCUUUACCAUGAUGGGGCAGGACAGUGGUGAGGUUGAGGCUGUAUGGGUAUAGUGGCAGGGGCAAGCUUUGCUGGUGAGUCUGUGCUGCCCCGACCUCUUUGCCAGCCUGCACAGCACAAUCCCUCUGCAACCUACAUUUAUCUCAUGUGUAGUGACAUGGUGUUAUGGCAAGCCCAUAAACAUAAGAUGCUGCUGAGUAGAAUUUAUUAUUUCCAUUUUAAUCUAAUUUGUUAACACCACAGACCUUCUCAAAUAUUUUCUUCCCAGAGUUAUUUUAAUGGACUUUCUAUAAUGAAUAAAUUCUUGCGCAGCAGAACAACUUGCAAUAGUGCAAGUCUCGAAAUUCCAGUUCAGCAUGCCAUUUGAAUGAGCUCCCAUACGUCAUCUGUGCUGGAAUGGGCCUCGGAAGCAGAGCUUGACACAGAAGAUCUCUGACCCUUCUCCUGAGCUUGUACCUGGAGAAGUGGCUCACCCUUGACCAUGUGUCUCAUUUCAGGGAUGCUUAGACACUAAUAUUGCCCCUUUUUCCACUGGAGGGGGGCAAGGUACUGGCACCCACAAAUUUUGGCUUGCUACCAGGACCAGGCAAGGUUUCAGUAUUUCCUGUUUUCAUUUAUGUCCUCUAGUAUGAGAAGGUACGAAUUUAUCGAAUGGAUGGGUCAUACCGCUCUGUGGAGUUGAAACAUGGAAACAACACCACUGUGCAACAGAUAAUGGAAGGAAUGCGUCUUUCUCAAGAGACACAACAGUAUUUCACUAUUUGGAUCUGUUCUGAAAAUCUUAGUAAGUAAUUGGUAUCUUGAUGACAUCUGGUGUGGGGUGGAUGGGGAAGAACAGUCUUUCAGGCAAAAAAACAGGGGCCCUUCCAGGCCUAAUUUGGCCCAUGCGCCGGAGGUUGUCCAUCCUCUCUCCCUAGCAGCCACCCUCCUCCUUUGGAGCAGGUUCUGAAGAAAGCAGUCUUUCACGUGACUUGCUCCCAAGCCUUUAAGAGCUUCAAAGUUUACGAACAGAACUUUAAAUUGGAUCCAGAAACUCAAGUGGGAGCCUGUGCAGCUGACAAAGCAGUGGCAUAAUAUGAUCAAAACUUCCAGUCAUAGUUAAUAAUCUUGCAGCCGAACUUUUGGACCAGCUAAAACUACUUUUAAAGACAGAUCCAAGUAUAAUGCAUUAUAAUAGUUUAAAUAGUUCACCUGAACACCAGUAGCAAACUAUGCCUCUAGCUACGAUUGUAGCUGAUAUAUUAGCUGAAGCUAACAAAAGGACUGAGCUCUUAGUGUUUCUGCCUUUUCUGACAAAAAGCUGACUUUUGCACUUUUUGUUAAGUGCAUCCAUUUUUCUAGGACACUGGUAACUGGUGUAGACCACAUUGCAUUUGCAUGGUUGGCAGAGAUGCUGACAGUACCAUGCAUAUUCAGUUGACUUGUUGUUUUAUGUGCUUCAUAAAUACAGUGGAACCUCGGGUUGUGAACGUGAUCUGUGCAGGAGGCACGUUCGCAACCCGCAGUGCUGUGUCUGCGCAUGCGCGGGUCGUGAUUUGGCGCUUCUGCGCAUGUGCAAAGCACCAAAACCCGGAAGUAACCCAUUCCGGUACUUCCGGGUUCGGCACAGUGUGCAACCCGAAACCGCGUAACCUGAAGCAUCUGUAACCCGAGGUACCACUGUAACAAGAGACAUCCCAAAGCAAUACAAUACAAUAAAGACACAUGUGGAGCAAUCAUGCGUGCAUGCCAUUCAAGUUCAAUACAGAUAUCAGCUGCAGGGGGGAAUCCAUGUAAGAUUGUUGAAAGAACUUCAACAGUUGCCAAAGGACAAUAGGAAAUAUGUAACAUUGCUAUUUAUGACAUUUUGCUUUUAUAAUCCUGCCUUCUUUCAAAACAUACUCGGUACUGUACAGCAUUCACACAUACUUGAUACGCACACUGAGACAUUGUCUUGUUUGCAUUUAUUUAAAUUAAAGAGCUUUUGUUGUAUAGAUCUCCAGCUGAAACCGUAUCAUAAGCCUCUGCAGCACGUUCGCGACUGGACGGAAAUACUCACUGAACUGACAAACCUGGAUCCUCAAAGGGAAACCCCACAGCUUUUCCUGAGGAGGGAUGUAAGACUUCCUUUAGAGCUGGAAAAAAAGGUUGGCAUUUUAUGUUCUGCUAUAUCAAAUUCAGGUUCAACGCCUGAAUCUCUAGACAGAGUCCAGUAUAAUGAUUUCACUUAGUUUGUUCUUCUGAAUUCUCCAGAUAAUACAGCUUGGCCAAGGGAAGCCAACGUGAUGCUCUUCAUAUUUUGCUGGACUACAACUCCCAUCAUCCCCAACUGCUGACCAUGCUGGCUGGGAGUGAUGGGAGCUGUAGUCUCAACAGCAUCUGAAGGCCAUUUAUGAUAAAUAGAGUGACUGGGGAAACCCAGCCAGAUGGGCGGGGUAUAAUUGUUGUUGUUGUUAAGUGGGCAGCUAGAUCUAAGCUGUGAUGUAGCGUUUUUAAUGUUCAAGCUUUUAAACAUUAUUUAAAAUUUAUUUUGUUUUAAAUAACCAACUUGAACUUAAAAUUUAAAUAACUACAAUAAUUGCUUUGCUACUGAGCAAACCAAAUAAGAACUAAUGAUGUUUUAAUUUUUAAUAUAGACACAUUUUAUUUUCUAUGCUAUAGAUUGAGGAUCCACUGGCUAUUCUUAUCCUAUUUGAUGAGGCCAGGUACAAUUUAUUAAAGGGUUUCUAUACGUCACCUGAUGCCAAGCUGAUAACACUUGCAAGUCUGCUGCUGCAAAUAGUCUAUGGAAAUUAUGAAAGUAAAAAGCACAAGCAAGGCUUCCUAAAGUGAGUGGAUUUUAAAAUAUUGAUAUGCUUUUUGUUUUAAAAUGAAGAUAUUCAAAUAAGAGAGUCUAAAAGACUACUUCAUGAUUGGAGAUGUUGGCUGAUUCUGGGCUCCCUCGCUUUUACAUAGAUAACCAAUACAGUUAAAGGUGACUUAACCAAUCACCUGAGCAGCAAGAUGGAUCAUCAGAAUGCUAUAAUGUGCAUUAUAGCCUAUUUGCAUGCAUGAACUGUUGAUAAAAGGGCAAACAGAUUUUGUUUUUUAUCUGUUCAAUAUUAUAAAAGUGGUUAAACGUGUUUGGUUUUUAUUUACAGUGAAGAAAACUUAAAAUCUAUAGUGCCAAUCACCAAAUUAAAAAGCAAGGCACCUCACUGGACAAAUCGAAUACUUCAUGAAUACAAGGUACGAUAUUGAGCAACAUGUCAGAAAACCUGAAAGCACUCCGAUCGUAAAUUUUAAUGUUGUUAAUUUCUUUUUAUAUUGUAAACUGCUACAGGUUACGUUGUGUGAUUUUAGAUGAAAGUUUUCCUUUUAUUCUCUGUCGUCCAUUGUAAAGGCCUUUGGCUAUAUACAGUAAAAUUGACUCUCACCAUUAAUAAUUUAAAAUGUCCUUUAUUUUCUGGAAAUGUUAGGGCAACAAAAAUAAAAUGCCAACCAAGAGGUCUAACGGCUAAUUUUUGAGUCAUUGCUAUCGGUGACCAGCUUUGUGUGCCACAUUAAACUAUUGUUAAAAUAAGCUCUGGUGUAAUAUGAAUCCAUUGCUUCCUCUCCACUGGUAAUAUGCUGCUGGGGAACUGAGAUUUGGUUUGGCAUAGCACUAUGUUUGAACCUGGGCUAAGGGUUUGUUUCUGUCCAAACAAACUAAGGGGUACUGGAUUAUUUUGGAGAAUCAAACCAUGAACCCAGGUUUAGCAGAAAUGCUAAAUGAAAUUUAACUUCCUGAUCUCCCCCGCCCCCACAAAAAAAAAUUCUUAUUGAAGUCAACAGCAUGGUUAUGAAUUUCUUUCCAUCUUGUAUGUAUUCAUAUCAGAGUAUCCUUAAGCAAAGUAUUUCUGCCAUUUCACCCUGUGCAAAGAAUCUGGAUCCAAAUACAUCAUCAUCAUCAUUUUUAUUCGACCGUCAGUCAGAAAAAAGUACAUUUUGUCAAUACACAGUUAAAAACAUCCAGGAAGAUUUUAAAACUUAGCCAACACUAAAAUGGGCUAAACAGAUAGCCCCAUACUGGAUCCAAAUACAGUGGAACCUCUGGUUACGGACAUAAUCCGUGGCGUCCGCAGCCCGCAGCGUUUGCAUCCUGAAGCGCCACACCUGCGCAGGCGAUUUAGCGCUUCUGGCAGGCGCAAGCGGCGAAACCCGGAAGUAGCCCGUUCCAGUACAGUGGUACCUCAGGUUACAUACGCUUCAGGUUACAUACACUUCAGGUUACAGACUCCACUAACCCAAAAUUUUUACCUCAGGUUAAGAACUUUGCUUUAGGAUGAGAACAGAAAUUGUGCUCCAGCAGCGUGGCGGCAGCAGGAGGCCCCAUUAGCUAAAGUGGUGCUUCAGGUUAAGAACAGUUUCAGGUUAAGAAUGGACCUCCGGAACGAAUAAAGUACUUAACCCGAGGUACCACUGUACUUCCAGGUUUCCCGCAGUACGCAACCAAAAAACAUGUAACCUGAAGCGUCUGUAACAUGAGGUAUGACUGUAGAAGUUAAAAUCUCAACUUUUGUGGGUAUGUCAACUUGUAUUUGCAGAAUCUCAGUUCCAGUGAAGGCGUUAGUAAAGAGAUGCAUCACCUGCAGCGCAUGUUUUUGCAGACCUGCUGGGAGAUUCCUACCUAUGGGGCUGCUUUUUUCACAGGACAAGUAUUCACAAAAGCAAGCUCAAGCAAUCAUAAAGUCAUCAGAGUGUAUGUAGGUGUAAAUGUCAAAGGAUUGCACCUUCUCAAUAUGGAAACAAAGGUACAGUCUUUGUUUUUCAGUUUUGAGCCUUAACACUAUCUGUGAACAUAAUGCAUAAAAUGUGCAUAUUCCAUACAGCAUAUGUCAAUAAUAUUGUUAUUCUAUUUAACAUAGUAGUAUUUCAUUUUUUUGUAAUUCAUAACAGAAUAUGUCAGACAGUGAGCACAUAUGUAGCUUACUGAGGAAAGCACUUUUAUUUAGUGUCAAAUUUAUAGAUAAUGUUGGCUUUUCAGCUUGUUUCCUUUAUAUUGACAGGCAUUGCUCAUAUCUUUAAGAUACGGUUGCUUUAUGUGGCAGCUGGGAGAUGGAGACAGCUGUUUUCAAAUACAUAGUCUGGAAAACAAAAUGAGCUUUAUAGUCCAUACCAAGCAGGUAAGCAAACUACUGAAUUCACACAUUCCUCACCUCCCCACCCCCCAAUUUUUUCCCUGGUGCUGUGCAUGCCUAACAAUUACAUUUUAGGACAGAUAUCAAUUGCUGUUAGUUUUGGAGAGGGGACGUAGGUGGCGCUGUGGUCUACACCACUUGAGCCUCUUGGGCUUGCCGAUCAGAAGGUUGGCAGUUCAAAUCCACGCAACGGGGUGAGCUCCCGUUGCUCUGUCUCAGCUUCUGCCAACCUAGCAGCUUGAAAGCAUACCAGCACAAGUAGAUAAAUAGGUACUGCUGUGGCAGGAAGGUAAACGGCAUUUCCAUGCACUCUGGCACUCGUCACGUUCCUUUGCCAGUAGCGGUUUAGUCAUGCUGGUCACAAGACCCAGAAAUCUGUCUGUGGACAAACAUUUGCUCCCUCAGCCUGAAAAGCAAGGUGAGUGCCACACCCCAUAGUCACCUUUGACUGGACUUAACUGUCCAGGGGUCCUUUAUCUUUACCUAAUAUUGGAGAAUAAUACUGUUGAUUGGACUAGCAUUGGUUUAAAGAAACACAGUAGUUCUGCACAAUAGUUUGAUUUAGGCAGAUGAACAAGUAACACUACUCAGCUGUUAAAAAAAAUAUUCAAUGUCUGCCAUAGAGGCCUAAAAAUCUGUGCUUAGAACUAGUUUACACUCUUUAUAGUCCACGGAGUAUACAUUUUCAACACUAACAAGCAGUUAUCUCUAUUUGUAAAUGUUAUUUAUCCUUGUCUCACAAUACAGCUUGGGCCAUCUUCCCGAACCUGGUGCCCUUCAGAUGCCAUGGGCUACAGCUUCCAUCAUUCCAGGCCAGCAGGGGAGGAUGGCAAUUGUAGUCCAAAACAUUGAGAGGGCACCAGGUUGGGGAAGGCUGAUUUGACUAAUAUUCUAUAAAAGCAGAUUUCUGAACCAAAGUUAUUCUUUCCACCUGCACUGUGGACUAAGGUUAAGGUUUUUCAUCAUAUUUAAAUGGUUAUACUAUAUUAAAUUGAGAUGAGAUUCUGGUGUCUCCUAUAAAAAGGGUAAAGGUCAAAGAGACAUGAGUUCUUACACAAAUAGUCAAAAGAAUUCGCUAGAUAGAACAGGGAAGUAUCCCAAAUUAGAAGGUGCAUAGGUUGCACAAGCUGCUUCUGCCCAGUUUUUGGCAAUUCCCCACUCCCAUGAUGUCCUAGGUUCCUUGACCUACAUGAGAGGUAAUAAUAGUAAUAAUAACUUUCUUAUUUAUACCCCACCCAUCUGGCUGGGUUUCCCCAGCCACUCCCCAGGUUUCUCAAGAGGGUAAGUGGAGGGUGGAGAUGCUGAUGAGAAAGCCUCCUCAUACAAACAGACCUGCUUACAACAUUGGAUGCAGACCAAUAAAAAAAAUUACUUCCAGCUCUAAAAAGUAACAUAAAACAUGAAGUUCUGACUGUGCACUGAGCAUUUAAGGCUGCAAUUCCGAAAACAAUCCUUUGAGUUCUUCUCACUGCAGCUCCCAUGCCACAUCCCAGGAAUUUCCCGAAUGUUUCCUAUCCUCCAGCAGGUUUUUUGGGAUGCAGAGAACUGGCGUGGGGAAGAGGGGCAGGGAUGGGCUUCCACUCACAAAGUACUAGAUAGAAUACGUCAUAUGACCCUGAUUUGUUUUUUCUGUUUGCAGGCGGGACUUGUUGUAAAAUUGCUGAUGAAAUUAAGCAGCCAGCUGGUUCCCAGUGAAAGAAGUAACUGAAAUAAAUGGAGAAUGAUUAUGCAAUUAGCUACAUUAAGCACAUUUUUUGUUUCUGUAAAUAAAAGCCUUGCAUGUAUAUGAAUUGUACAGGAUGAAAUAUGCUCUCUAUUGGACUUCAUACAGGAGUUUAUUUGUUUAUUUGUAAAAUAGAAUAUAUCUGUUAUUUUUAUAAUAAUGUUGGGGGGUUUAUUUUAAAAACCAUAACAUGCAUCAAGAAAAAAUGUGCAUAUAACCAACAGUAGUUGAAAACACAAUAGGAUGUAAGGCCCAUUGGACACAAUAGGACUUACUUCUGAGUAAACUUGCAUAGGAUUGCACUGUAAGUCUAUACAGCUGUACCUUGGUUUUCGAACAGCUUAGUUUUUGAACGUUUUGGCUCCCGAACACUGCAAACCUGGAAGUGACUGCUCCGGUUUGCGAACUAUUUUUGGAAGCUGAACAUCCGACGGGGCUUCCAUAGCUUCUGAUUGGCCGCAGGAUCUUCAUGCAGCCAAUCAGAAGCCACGCUUUGGUUUUUGAACGUUUUGGAAUUCGAACGGACUUCCAGAAUGGAUUCCGUUCAGCUUCCAAGGUACUGUAUUCUUCUUUAAAAUAGGCAAUAAAUAAGAUUUUGCACCUCUGCUACCCAACAGAAGAUUGCUUUGCAGGUUUUACUGCAUUAUUCUGUCAUGGCAUGUGUGAACUAUUGCAGUAGAGCAUAAUUGGAGGAAUGUAGUGAAACUUGCAAAAUAACCUUUAGUAGUCAGCCUAGUAACAAGUGGCUAUACUGUAAUUAAACUCCCCAAAAGUAACAAGAUCUCGGGACCUCUAGAGCAGCAUUCAAUCCAGUGCAAAUAGCUGUAGCCAGAAGAGAAAGCCAGCAACUUCCCUAGCCUGAUUUAAAAAAACCGCACCAACACAACAAAAAACUUUGCUUUCUUUAUUACCCCUUUGUUUAGAACUUAAUUUGAUUAAAAACAACAUCUUAUUAUAUAUUUAGAAUAUUGCAUGGAAAGAGUCAGGGGGUUAGAUCUAGCUCGGUCAAACAGUCCAUCCAUUGAACUAAAUGGACAUGAUUAACUCAAGUCCAUUUAUUUCGGUGUAUCUUCUUCAUGCCUGGCGUGCUCUGGUCCAUGGGGUCACGAAGAGUCGGACACGACUAAACGACUAAACAACAACAUCUUCUUUAAGCAUAAUUUAGUUAGCUGCACCGCAGGAAGAACUUUGUUGAAUGAAAUCUAAAGUGUUGUGUACUUUGUUGCCUUUUUAUACUUCUGAAAUAAUUGUUUUGCUAAUUUAUUGUUAUGUUUAUGAAGUACAGUUUUUUAAAUAAUAUAUUCUUUGUACAAAGACUUGU
Molecule: messenger RNA, 21051 nt
Organism: Podarcis lilfordi (Lilford's wall lizard)
Lineage: Eukaryota; Metazoa; Chordata; Lepidosauria; Squamata; Lacertidae
Source: the annotation of a GenBank genome assembly